AUGACGGCUCGAUCUGAAGAGUGGCUGAAUCGCCGCUUGGAGCUCAAAAAUUCCCUGGAAGAGGUCCAAAGCAUGGCCUUGUCCCAAACCGAAAUCGAGAGGAUCAUUGACAACUUGUCCACAACAACUGCGCAGCUCAUCGAUCAAGGUGAAUAUCGAGUGGAAAAUGUUGGAAAAACUGUCUGUUUUGCAGAACCUCAGACCGCUUUGACUCAGGACACCCAAUGGAGCUACUAUUCCGACAACUCCUCCGUUUCUGUUGAAUCUAGCGAUCAAAGUUGGAGUCAGUCUUCUGAAGGUUAUGUUCAAGGUCAUUCUGAGACAAAAACUAUCAGUUCUGGAACCAAGGUCACUUCUGAUUCUGUGGAGACCAGUUUGAAAAAGGAAAUCAGCAACCUGGAAUACGGUGGGUAAUAAGAAAUUCGCAUAUUUCGUCCUCGUUUACCUUAUAAACGACAUUUAGAUUUUCAGAUACCGAAAACGAUGCUAAGGUCUCUCAAUAUCAGCUGGAGGAGAUGCGUGAGUACGGCCCAAUGCAUGAUGCGUACAAAUGGAAGCUUCUAUCCCUUCAGCCUCGUCACGAAGCGGUUUAUGACGACAUUGAGUCGGUCUAUCUCUUCUAA
This is a messenger RNA of Bursaphelenchus xylophilus (pine wood nematode), 623 nucleotides long. The record is from the annotation of a GenBank genome assembly. Lineage: Eukaryota; Metazoa; Nematoda; Chromadorea; Rhabditida; Aphelenchoididae.